GCAUAAACUUGCACAAGAUUCUUGUGCUCUACGAUCAAUUCUCUCAUACCCUUUCAAGUGCCGGCCUUUUGUACUUGAAGUGUUGUCAUCUUCCAAUAUUAAACAUCAUUAAUUCCAAAUUCACCUUCAUUGUUAUAUCCGUCAAUGCACCAAUUAAAAUCCUGCAUAAUCAUACUUUUAAGCUCUUGAAAAAAAUCUUUGUUUCUUUGUUUAAUGUUAUCUUUGAUCCAAAAUGAAGAUAAUUCCCACAUGCAUAUUGUUUCUUACGUUGUUCUCGCUUACCGACACAGCUAGAUCGGUCGAUGUAGACGCUAUACGUGCACUGGCCGGUUUUUUUGAAAAUCUUUCUGUAAACUUUUCUCAGUCGGUUCCUGUUUCGGGCUGGAACCGAACUUCUGAUCCUUGCGUGAGUAACUGGACGGGUAUCGUUUGUUACGAUCAAACACCGUCGGUUAAAUCGAUUGUUUUAAACGCUUUUAAUCUUUCUGGUGCUUUUAACCCGAGUUUCAUUUGCAAUGUUGCAUCUCUUGCCACAUCUAUUUCUGUUAUUAGCCUUGAAAACAAUAAUCUUCACGGGGAUAGUUUCGACACUGUUGCUAAUUGCAAAAGCCUCACUCACUUGUACAUAAGCGGAAACAAAUUCUCCGGUAGCAUACCGGAUUCUCUCACCCGGUUAAACAAUCUCAAGAAACUCGAGAUCUCAAAUAACGGGUUCUUGGGUUCUUUACCUAAUCUUGCCCGAAUCUCGGGUUUAAUAGAUUUCACUGCUCAAAACAAUCACCUAUCGGGGUCCAUACCCGAAUUCGACUUUUUAAAUUUAGACUCGUUUAAUGUCUCCAACAAUGAUUUCUCCGGCCCGAUUCCACCGGGUGGUGACCGUUUUACCGCCACCAGCUACUUUGGUAAUCCUCGCUUAUGUGGCGACCCAUUGCCAGUCAAAUGUGACGUCCCGAGCUCGCAUGCCUCGGAUUAUUCCAAAAAGAAUGGACCGUCUUCAUCCGAGAUUCUCAUGUAUUCGGGUUAUGCUCUUGUGGGCUUAAUCGUGAUUCUCGUUGUAACGCUUAAGGUGUGUAAAAAGGGAAAGAAAAAAGAAGAAUCAAUAAAAGAAGUUGAUCAUAGCUUUCAUUCAAAAGAAAAUGAUGCUUCAACGCCAUACACUUAUGCAUCAAACGAGCUUAAAAGUGUUGCGAUGAGUAAAUCCGAGGUGUUUGUGGGUAAUUCGGUAGAGAGUGCACCCGUUUCUUCAUCUUUGAUUGUUCUAACGAGUCCGGAAGUAAACGGGUUGAAAUUUGAAGAGUUGUUGAAGGCACCCGCGGAGUUGUUGGGGCGAGGGAAGCAUGGGAGCGUGUAUAAGGUGAACUGUGAAGAACAACGUAUGACACUCGCUGUUAAGAGGAUCAAAGAUUGGUCAUUACCCUCGAAUGAUUUCAAGUUAAGGAUGAAAAGAUUGAAUAAUGUGAAACAUCCUAAUGUGUUACCGGUUGUGGCGUUUUAUUGUUCUCGACAAGAGAAGCUUUUGGUUUAUGAGUAUCAACCAAAUGGAAGUCUCCUCAAACUCCUUCAUGGAAUGGCAACGGGCCAAACAUUCGACUGGAGCAGCAGGCUAGGAGUUGCGUCUGCCAUAGCCGACGCUUUAGCUUUCAUGCACGACGAGCUUCGUCCAGACGGUAUAGCUCAUGGAAACCUAAAGUCCUCAAACGUCUUAUUCAACAAGAACAUGGAGCCUUCGAUCAGCGAGUAUGGUCUAAUGACGGUGGACAAUUCCGCCAAUUCACCACUCAUUAACGACACCUUCCAGCAUUUCAACACUGAUCAAAUCGAAUCUGCAUUCAGAGCCGAUAUCCAUGCAUUAGGAGUUAUUCUUCUCGAGCUCUUAACAGGAAAGAUGCCAAUGGUUGAGAACAAUGGGAUGGAUCUGGCUACAUGGGUCGUGUCCGUGGUUAAAGAAGAAUGGACCGUUGAAGUGUUUGAUAGAGCCCUGAUUCGCGAAGGUGCGAGUGAAGAGAGGAUGGUGAAUUUGCUGCAAAUAGCCAUAAAAUGUGUGGACCGGUCUUCGGACUCGCGGCCUAGCAUCAACCAAGUUGCUGUUAUGAUAAACAAUAUCAAGGAAGAAGAUGAAAGAUCUAUGGAUGUUUCUGAAUCUCCAUUUUCUAUGAGACAUUAAAGGUGGUGGUACUUAAUCUUGAUGCAAGUAUGAAGAAUUAAUGUUUUUUAAUGCAUAAAAGGGGUUGCAAUUUUUAUGAAUAUUUUUGGACAUUUGGUUUUUAGGGUUUCUGCAUGCAGAUAGUAGUUUUAAGGUGGGUUAAAUUUUAUUUUGAAUUAAGUUUGUUUUACUAAUUUAAUCAUUUUGUUUGUAUUCACUAAAGAAGAAGUGUUGAUUUGUCUUUUAAUUAAAUUC
Molecule: messenger RNA, 2398 nt
Organism: Helianthus annuus (common sunflower)
Lineage: Eukaryota; Viridiplantae; Streptophyta; Magnoliopsida; Asterales; Asteraceae
Product: probable inactive receptor kinase At2g26730
Exons: 2
Coding region: 233-2164 (643 amino acids)
Biological process (GO): protein phosphorylation
Molecular function (GO): protein binding; ATP binding; protein kinase activity
Source: RefSeq, a predicted model, not a curated record